ACAGUUCAAGUUUGUUGCAUUGACGUGCUGGCUGCCUGCUUUGUAUUGAGGGGUGUCUGCAUCAAUAAAUUUCAGUAGUAUUUGGACACUGAGAUGCGUCCAUCCAUGAACAACAAGAUUUUUGAAUAGACUGUACCUAUCCCUGCCUGCAAGAAUGGAAAAGGCAUUUUUCAUUGUUCUAUUGGCAGGCUGUGCUCAUGGAUAUGCUACAACAAGUGCGCCGGAGAUCACCGUUCCGCCGGCUAGCACUGACGUGGAGCUGGGCUCUGAGCUCGUGCUCAACUGCUCCAGUCGCGGCGAGCCGGUGCCGCGCAUUUUGUGGAGGUUCCGCGCCGCCGACGCCGCUCACUACCGCGAGCUGGACGCCAAAGGCGAUAACCACGCGGUGGGCGAGGACGGUCGGCUGAGGGUGCACAAGGUCAGCCGCACGGACGAGGGCAGCUACCUGUGCCGCGUCUGGAACUCACUCGGGGAGAGGACAGCCACCGCUGACGUCAAGGUGCUCGUGCCCGUCACCGUGCUGAAGACGCACCCGAUGAAGAAGUCGGUGGCGAGUGGCGCCCUGGUGACUCUGGGUUGUGACCUGGGCGGGGAGCCCCUGCCCGCCGUCACCUGGCUCUUCCACGGCGACCCGCUCCCUACGCACCGCUGGCAGUCUGAGGUGGUGCAGGCGGCCACCUACCCGCCUCUGAAGCGGUUCGUCCGCUCGGAGCUGUUCGUCCGUCCGGCCGUCAGCAGUGAUUACGUGUGCCAGGGCUCCAACACGGUGCUGGGCACGCCGCGUAUCGCCGCCGAACAGGUGUCGGUCAGCGUUCUCGGAGCGCCGCGCACAGGGUACGGCGACUCGCCGCUGGGCUACUGCGCCACCUACGUGGGCAAGGUGUGCCGGCGCCACCUGAGCGCCGCGCCGUUCGUCUGGUACAACACCACGUACCGGGCGGACGGCGCCGGCGGCACGCUGGACAACGAGCACGCGGUGGCGCGCCAGCUGAGCCACCACGCGGCCGACCUGAGCGGCGUCUGCCGGCCGGCGCUGGAGAGCCUGCUCUGCAGCGUGGCGUUUCCGCAGUGCCGCCAGGCGGACGGCGCGCAGACGGCCCUGCCGCCCUGCCGCGAGGACUGCCUGGCCGUCAAACAACUCUUCUGCGCCAACGAGUGGUACCUGCUCGUCAGCGGACAGAAGCUGCCGGGCCACCUGGCUCUGCCCGACUGUGACCAGCUGCCACAGCACGGCGACGGCUCGGCCCACCGCUGCUCACACGCCGGCCUCACAGUGAUGCUCACCUCACAGGUUACCUACGACUGUGUGCGCGACCGGGGCCGGUUCUACCAGGGCCGAGUGAAUACCACGGCUGACGGUAUCCUGUGCCAGCGCUGGGACAGCGACUACCCCCACGACCACAGCGUGCCCGUCGACCUGUUCCCCGAGCUGUCGGGCGCCGAGAACUACUGCCGCAACGCCGGCGGAGAGGAACCGCAGCCGUGGUGUUUCACCACCGACCCGGACGUCCGCUGGGGGCCCUGUGAUAUACCCAAAUGUGCGGACAACAGCACGCUGUACGCGGACGACCCGGCGGCCUCGGCUGCAGCCAGCGGUCGGUCCCGCUCGGGCGGCCCGGCCGUCUCCGCCGCAGGGGACGGGGACGGCCCGACCCUGGCCGGGUUCCCCCUCCCGCUCGACCCCGUCUUCCUGCUGGUUCUGGCCAUCGCCGGAGUGACCGGUCUCAUCAUGACCGGGAUGGCCGUGUACGGAUGCUGCCACUGCCGCCGCGCCCGCCAGAGAGCGGCGCAGAGGAAGGAGGCGGAGGCGAUCGACCUGACCAAGCUGCCGGCCAACGCCAGCUACCACCAGCACGAGCCGCUGCUGCCCGCCAGCCUGGAGCCGUUGGAGUACGCGCGCAACGACAUCAUCUACGUGCGCGACCUGGGACAGGGCGCCUUCGGCAGGGUGUUCCAGGCUAAGGCGCCAGAUCUGGUGCAGGGUGAAGACUUCACCAUGGUGGCCGUCAAGAUGCUCAAAGAUGAGGCCACCGAGGACAUGGAGCGCGACUUUGAGCGCGAGGCGCGUCUGCUGGCCGGGUUCGAUCACCCUAACAUCGUCCGCCUGCUGGCAGUGUGCGCCGUCGGCAAACCCCUCUGUCUGCUCUUUGAGUUUAUGGAUCAGGGUGAUCUGAACGAGUACCUGCGUCAGGCGUCACCCAAGAACGUCAUCAUCAAACACGAGACGGGCGAGAUUUUCAGCGACUCGACUCUCAGCCACCUGGAUAUGACGGUGAUCGCCCAGCAGAUUGCCAGUGGCAUGCAGUACCUGGCCGAGCGCCAGUUCGUACACCGCGACCUCGCCUGCCGCAACUGCCUCAUCAACGAGGAGAUGAUCGUCAAAAUCGCCGACUUUGGCCUCUCGCAGAAGAUCUGCUCCAACUAUUUCCGCGGCGACGAGCACGACGCGAUCCCAGUGCGCUGGAUGCCUCUGGAGAGCAUCCUCUACAACAAGUACACGCUGCACUCUGACGUCUGGGCGUUCGGCGUGGUGCUCUGGGAGAUCUUCUCGUUCGCGCUGCAGCCCUACUUUGGCAUGACGCACGAGGAGGUGGUGCGCCACCUCAAGGACGGCCAGCGGCUGAAGCGGCCGGAGAACACGCCGCGCACCAUCCACCAGCUGAUGCGCGACUGCUGGGCGGCCGAGCCCACGCAGCGGCCCACGUUUGCCGCCAUCGUGCAGCGACUGCAGGAGUUCCAGGACCGGCUGGACCAGCAGAUGGGCGUGUACGGCUACACCACGGCGGCCAACAGCACAUACACGAGCCGCGCGCCGAGCAUCGGCAGCCCCUCGACCUCCAGCAGACGGUGAGCGGCGACUCGGCUCAGCGCAGGCUGAUUAGCUCAGCUCAGUUAGCUCAGCUCCUAGCUCCAUCAGGGUACGGGCGGAGGGACGUGGCAUAUCGCCAGUAUCAACUGCCCCCUCGGCUGCUAGCGGUUAGCGCUCUAGGUGACUAUUGUUUAGCGGGCUCGGACCCGCUGGCGCUUUGCGUCAACCAUCGAAAUAAUGCGAAACAGCGGUCAGUAUUCGAGAAUCGAUUCCGCUUCGUAUUACUUUAUACUUAUUGUACAUUCUCAAUCUAUACGAUCGACGAUCGCAUGAAAACUGUCGUCGUGUGUGAAGCUACUUUUAGCUCGCUAGGGUCGCUUGGAAAAACCGAGCAUCAGCUACGAAAUCAAUUCCGUAGAUUAUGCAUUUUGUUCGAAUUUAUUUACUUUGUAGGCGAAGUAAUUGUGGUGCUACGUAGAUGUUAUUUUGUGGCUGUUUUGUAUCGAGCGCUUUCGAGCUCUUUUUCAGGUAGCGUUGUAGAUCUGAGCUUACCUAAAAGACCAAUUUGAACACCUACCCAUGCCCUCAUUUUGGCCGAUUUCAGGCCACUUUGUAUCGUAUUUCAGCGUAAUUGUUAGACAAGUUCUUUCAGCUGUGGCUCGAUAUGGCAAGUUCUCGCGCCGCGCUGGUCACAAUGGGCUCAACAGGGUGUGGUCGCGGUCGGCUUUAGUGGUAGCGCCUUCGCGCGUCCCUAGCAUAAGAGAGGAUCGCGCGCGCGGUUCUGCCCCAUCGUGCGAACAUUUCGUUUUCGGCGGUGCGCCGUUUGUUUCCGUUGCCCGCCGGACGAGCGGGAACGGCCGGGUCUGAGUCAUAAUCUCUGUCGGGGUUCGUGACGUGACGGUGUGUGACGCGCCGUGACGGAUAGAUGUCUAGUCUGGUGCCGGCGGCCGGCGCCGGCCGCGGUCCGCACGGGUCAGUGGCGGCGGGCCGCGCGGCGCUCCCCGUGGUGGUAGUUUGUAGGCCAGCUGUGAGUGUGGUACGUGUCGUGACCCGGGGCGCGCCGUUCAGUCGGCGGCAGUCAUGUUCUUUUCGUCACCCUGCCCCUGUCACCCUGCCGCUGCUGUCAGUGUGUGCGGCGCUCCUACCGUUUUUACACUUUUGUAUCUGACCUGGCUUUGUACGUAUUCGCAAUAUUCUCGGUGCUUAUUGCCAGCCGUGCGUUGUGCGCGACCCUGCGACGGUCCCCGCUUGCCCCGUAGUUGUAACGACGGUCCGCCGGCGCCCGCCCGCGGUCCCUCUAGUCAAUGGCCGUCGUCAGGCGCGUCCCGUCGGUGUAGCUAGCUGUGUAGGAACCCGCCGAGCCCCGUACUCAUUCACCUUGUGAUAACUGCGCGCCAAAUAUACAUGCCGACUACGUUAUACGCGA
Molecule: messenger RNA, 4235 nt
Organism: Amphibalanus amphitrite
Lineage: Eukaryota; Metazoa; Arthropoda; Thecostraca; Balanomorpha; Balanidae
Product: tyrosine-protein kinase transmembrane receptor Ror2-like
Exons: 13
Coding region: 155-2851 (898 amino acids)
Biological process (GO): multicellular organism development; positive regulation of kinase activity; protein phosphorylation
Cellular component (GO): signaling receptor complex
Molecular function (GO): protein binding; ATP binding; transmembrane receptor protein tyrosine kinase activity
Source: RefSeq, a predicted model, not a curated record